GGAGAUGAUUAGAAAUUUAUUGACAAGAAACGCGAAAACGUCUAGAAGUAACGAGUCGUAAUAUAACAGAGAAAACUUGUGAUUACUUUGAAACUGAAAAUUUAUUAAAGCAAGAUAUAAAGAGAUUUUUUUGUCAAAAUAAUUGAAAAGAAUCAAGACCUAAAAAAUAAUAAAUUUAUAGUUAUAAUAACAACAAUAAUUCCACGGAGGUAAACCCCACGUAUCCUCAACAGAAAUUUCGCAAUACGUUACGCCACUUUGCCUUAAAAUGGCGUCUUCUACUGCAACAUAUGCAAAUUUCCAGGACAGAGUCCAGGGAUUUAUCAAUGGAUUGGGUGAUAAAUAUGAACCGUAUGUGCGUACUCAUUUGGCCAAAGUGUACAUGGUACUUGGAGCCGCAACGGCUAGUACUGCGGUAGGAGCGAUGUUACAGUUAUGGGGUGUUAUAAAUCUUGGUUUGAUAGCCGCACUGGCCUCCUUGGGGCUUGUGUUGGGUCUCCAUUUUUAUAGAGAUGAUGGAAAAAACUACUAUACACGCUUUAGCAUGUUGAUGGCAUUCGGUUUUUGUUCAGGACAGACUUUGGGACCGUUGAUGCAAUAUAUAAUAAGUAUCAAUCCAUCGAUAAUAAUAACCGCGCUAACAGGCACUGUGGUAACCUUCGUUUCACUUUCAUUGGGUGCUUUGCUAGCGGAACGCGGAAAGUAUCUUUUCCUGGGUGGAUUGCUGGUCAGUGUAAUCAAUACUAUGGCAAUAUUAAGCCUCUUCAAUAUGUUUUUCCAAUCAUAUUUUGUUCAAUUGGCGCAACUUUAUGUCGGUGUAUUUGUAAUGGCUGCUUUUGUGGUCUUCGAUACACAAAAUAUAGUGGAAAAAUGCCGAGCAGGAAAUCGAGAUGUUGUUCAACAUGCAUUAGAUUUGUUCUUUGAUGUUUUAAGCAUGUUUAGACGAUUAUUAAUUAUUCUAACGCAAAAGGAGGAACGUAAACGUGAGGAGCGUCGUAAACGGAACUAAAUGAAAAUACCUUCGCGGAAUGUUCAAAUAUUAAUAUUUUAUAUGAAUAUCUUUUCAUGAAUAACUUAUACCCAAAAUUCAGCAUUAAUAUUAUAUUUCAAAUCAAUACUAA
This is a messenger RNA of Bactrocera latifrons, 1121 nucleotides long. RefSeq names its product bax inhibitor 1 (gene BI-1). Gene Ontology annotation, cellular component: mitochondrial membrane. The coding region runs from base 269 to 1009 and encodes 246 amino acids. Gene Ontology annotation, biological process: negative regulation of RNA splicing; cellular response to unfolded protein; negative regulation of apoptotic signaling pathway. The record is from RefSeq and is a predicted model, not a curated record. Gene Ontology annotation, molecular function: enzyme binding. Lineage: Eukaryota; Metazoa; Arthropoda; Insecta; Diptera; Tephritidae. The transcript is spliced from 4 exons.